This is a messenger RNA of Cotesia congregata, 561 nucleotides long. The record is from the annotation of a GenBank genome assembly. Lineage: Eukaryota; Metazoa; Arthropoda; Insecta; Hymenoptera; Braconidae.
AUGGAUCGUUGGGCCGGAAAGUCCGCGAUUGUCACUGGAGUCACCUCCGGAAUCGGAGAAGUUAUCACAGAAAAAUUAGUUUGCGCGGGUGUUAAUGUUCUAGGACUAGCGCGUCGCGAAGACAGACUUCAGGCACUGGCUCAGCGCUUCAAAAGUGCUAAAGGAAAAUUCUGUUAUCUUAAAUGCGACCUUCGCAAUGAGCAAGACAUACUUAAAGCUUUUGCUUGGGUGGAGAAAAAUUUUGGGUGUCUUGAUAUUUUGAUUAACAACGCUGGAGUUCUUUUUUUGAAUAGUUUCGAAGAUGCAAAAACAGACGAAUAUCAUAUACUUAUGGACCUAAAUGUCAUCGCUCCAGCUAUCUGCAUACGAGAAGCUUUAAAGCUAAUGCGCAAGCACAAAAACGAAGGCCACAUUAUUAACAUCAACAGUAUCGCCGGUCACCAAGCAGUGAUAGGAAAUAUGCCAGUUAAUUUGUAUCCUGCUAGUAAAUUCGCUCUACGUGCAAUGACCGAAACAUUGAAAGGAGAGAUAAAAGCAAAGAACGAUAAAAUUCGGAUUACU